AUGAGAGAGUCUAGGUAUGAUAAUAGCAAUAAAUUUGACUUGCAGCCAACUACUGUUGGUUCAUUUUCUAAAUUCCCUUCGUCAAACUUGUUUAGUCCAAGUGAUGCUUCAUAGGCUAUGCUAUUUAAUAAUGGAGAAAAUUUCUAGAAAUCUAAUCAAAUAUAAAUUGAUGAUUCAAUCCAGAAAAGAGUGAAAACAGCUGCGAAUAUUUAUUCUAAUAUGCUCAAUCAGAAUUAGAAUAUUGUGCUUCUAUCAAAGAAGGUUAAAAAUAGAGUCUACACCAAUCACAUUCUGAAUCUUGCUAAUUCAAAUUCUAAUAUGACAUAGAGAAUAGCUCCUAAUAGUGCAACAUCUUGUGGAUUUUAAACUACAAAACCACAAAAGCGUAGACAUAUAUCAUUUUCAAAUUUCUAAUAAGCUUAAACAAAGCCCUCUUAUCUUGAUGUACCUUUAGAUGACUAUGAAAAUUUUAUUUAACACCUAGAAGUUUAGUUAUAAAAGGUCUAAUGUGAUAAAGAAAUAAGCUAAGAUGAAAAUCUAUCAACGAAUAAUGAUAAAAGAUAAGCAAGGCCCCUUCCAUAUGAAUAAGAAUAAUCACGCCUGAUAAAAAAUUAGAAGGAGAGACUACGACAACAUCUACAAAAGAGAAUCGAAAAGCUAUCCUAGAUUAAAGAUAAGAUCAUUUAAGAUAAAAAAGAGGUUAUUCAAUCAACUGAGAAAAGCAUUGUUGAGUAGUUACAUUUCCAGAAGGAAAGAGAAGUAGAUGCAGAUAUAGACUAUCAUAUGAAAUUUAACAAGAACAACUUGAAUAAACAAUUAGUAGACAUGGAAUAAGACAUUAACUAAUAGUACUUACUCAAAGUGGUGAGACCGGUUGAGGCAACUAUUGCUAAUUUUUAAAAAGCUUUCAGAAGGUAAAAGUAAUUAAGAAAAUUUGGCUAAAUUAUGGAGAGAGUCAUUAUUCUUAAGAAUUUCGUAAAGAAAUUUGUGCAUAUGGAAUUGAAAUACCAGUGUCAAGGAACCUUCAUUAUAUUAAAAAGAUUAUGCGAAUUAAAAUACGAGAGGAAAAAAAGAUUUGAAAAAAAAAUCAAAAGAAUAAACUGGAUAAAUGAGAGACAAGUCCAGAAACUGAUAGUAAAUCAUGUUAGAUAUACAGUUAUAACAGGGAUUCUAAACAGAUUCUACAACAAAUUUGUUAUUGAUGUAAAAAAUGAAAAGAUUAAUUAUCCUGGUAAACCUCAGAUAAAUGAAAAAUAAUCAAAAAAUGGCUUUCACUUUUUAAAUCAAGUUCAGGCAGUUACUCGUGGAAACACCAAGAUGAAAAGUGGAUUGACUCAGCUUGAAAAUAAAUUGAAUAAGAGUUAAAUGGCGUAGGGAAAAAAUAAUCCUAAUUCAGAACAAUUGCUAUAAACCCCAUUACCCAAGUUUGCUUUUGUUAGCUCAAAUCUAUAGGAAGAAUUAAGCAAAUUGAGAUCCUAGAGAUCACCUUAGCCAAAGAUGAAUUAGACUAGAAUAGAGGUUAGGAAACUUGGCUCCACAGAUAACAUAAUUUCUUAGCAUCAUCUCGAAAACAGUGAGAUCUCUACUUUGUCACAUCAAUUCAGUAUGGUUAGAGAAUUUCAUUCUAGGGAAGGCUAAUUUAAUCAUGCCCUAACUCAAUUAGGUAUUUAAUAAAGAAUGACCUAGUUGAAUUAGCCAAUAGUACUACAAAGUUAGCACCAUAUGUUCUUCUUAUAGUUUCUAAAAUGCCUUAAACAUGUUGAAAUUAGCAGAUAAGGAAUUGAAAAGAGAAGUAUGCUCUAGCAGAAAACAGAACAGAGAAAAGCAUAAAUGGCUAGAGCGUAACAGCAAAAGAAAUUGUAGAUUUAAUAGUAAUAAUAGGAGUAGUAGUUAAAGAAGUAAUUACACGAGUAACAAUUAUAGUAAUCAUUACUUCCAUUAAGACCUCUAGUUAAAAUCUCAAGUAUAAGAACAAAUCAUGGAAAAAGUGUUCAUCAUCCACUUCCCUAACUAUCUGCAAGAAACUCUGUGGGUUCAUCUCAUCAUAAAAUAUAGAUAAGUGAAAAGUAAAGUGAGUGUUUCAAAUUUAUGCAAGCUAUGUUUAAUGAGAGCUAAGAAUUUCCAAUGAGGUCUAAAAAGUUAGCAUUGUGCUUACAAGGUGAAUCUGAGCUGAUUUCCAAGAUAGAUCUAGAUUCUAUAUCUUCAAAGAAUUAUAACGAGCUAUUGAGUCAUAGAGAGAGUACUAUAAAUAUUUCAGAGAGAAAAAGACAAUAGCAGCUCUAUUAAAAUACAACUCCCCAGACAAACUAGAAUAUUGAAAUUUUCAACAGUAUUACUGGUGGGUAAUAGAUUAUUAGAAUCGAUAGUGAUAAUGUAUAAAUAAAUUUUAUGAAUGGCUAGGCUCAAAGAGCAAGAAAUACUUUUAAUAAUGACACAGGAGUCUAGAACAGGACUUUUCAAUCUGGAUUUAAUGGUAUCACAGGAACCAGACAUAGUUUGGGAUCUAAUAACUAUGACCAGAUAGAAUUAGAUCACAAGUAUGGAUCAAAAUUAAGGAAAGUGGAUAGUGUAGAUGGGGAGGAUAGUCCAAUUAUGAUUUAAAAAUUGUGA
Molecule: messenger RNA, 2610 nt
Organism: Stylonychia lemnae
Lineage: Eukaryota; Ciliophora; Spirotrichea; Sporadotrichida; Oxytrichidae
Source: the annotation of a GenBank genome assembly